This is a messenger RNA of Oncorhynchus masou masou (cherry salmon), 852 nucleotides long. RefSeq names its product zinc transporter ZIP11-like. The record is from RefSeq and is a predicted model, not a curated record. The transcript is spliced from 8 exons. The coding region runs from base 1 to 852 and encodes 283 amino acids. NCBI's taxonomy places the organism in Eukaryota, Metazoa, Chordata, Actinopteri, Salmoniformes, Salmonidae. Gene Ontology annotation, biological process: zinc ion transmembrane transport. Gene Ontology annotation, cellular component: membrane. Gene Ontology annotation, molecular function: zinc ion transmembrane transporter activity.
AUGUUGGUGGCAUCCUAUUGGUCGUUGCUGGCACCGGCGAUAGACAUGGCAGAGGAUUCGGGAAAGUAUGGCUCGUUUGCGUUCGUCCCUGUGGUGGUGGGCUUUGCCCUCGGCGCAGCCUUCGUCUACCUGGCUGACCUCAUGAUGCCUGCUCUGGGUGUUGGGUGGACCCCCCACAUAGCCCUGGCCCUGCCCCCAGACUCCAAACUGGCCAAGGAGGAGGACCCCCUGUUCCCAGCCUCAGACGAGAUGACCAUCAGGAUAGAUAAGCUUGAGAACGGAGGAGACGUGUACCAAAGGAGGAAAGGCCCCUACGCCGAUGCUGGCUCUUCAGACUCCGAGGGACAGGAAGUGGGCAGUCGGCAACAGGAUGGGGCAGGGCAAACAGGAAGCAGCUGGAGGCGCAUCGUCCUCCUGAUCCUGGCCAUCACCAUCAACAUCCCAGAGGGCCUUGCUGUUGUUGUAGGGUUCAGAGCCAUAGGAAAGACCUCAUCGGCCACGUUCGAGAGUGCCAGAAACUUGGCCAUUGGCAUAGGUAUCCAGAAUUUCCCAGAGGGCCUUGCGGUGAGCCUCCCUCUGCGAGGUGCAGGGAUGUCCACGUGGAAAGCCUUCUGGUAUGGACAGCUCAGUGGUAUGGUAGAACCAAUCGCCAGGUUGCUAGGCGCCGUUGCCGUGGUGCUUUCAGAACCACUGUUGCCAUACGCCCUGGCCUUCGCUGCCGGGGCCAUGGUGUAUGUGGUGGUUGAUGACAUUAUCCCAGAGGCUCAACUCAGUGGGAACGGUACGUUGACUUCCUGGACCUCCAUCCUGGGCUUUGUAGUGAUGAUGUCACUGGACGUUGGGCUGGGCUGA